UGCUCUCGUGGGUCAAUAAUGAUAUGAGAAGGAAACUUCUUGAAAAUUUCUGCUGGUCUUUGAAAGCAAGAAAUUUGUAAGUUUCGGGGAAACACAGUUAAGACUCUCAGUUCUAAUAUAUGUGGUGCUUCUUGUGGCAUAUCUUGGAGAGAUCUGGUUUCGCUAUUCAAGGUUUUCUGCUGUUUUUUUUUUUUUCUUUUUUAAAAAAUUUUUCCUGGGUUUUCUAUAUCAAUGAAUGAAUUUUACUUUACUUAUGAGCCAUCAUCUGCACCAGUUGCCUUUCCUUCAUCUUCUAGCUUUACUUCAUCUUCUGAUGAAUUCACCGAUUCAAUUAGCCAAAGCAUAUCCUCCUUCUCAGGCUCUGAGGCCAAGCCUAGUCAAAACAUUUCUAUUUCAUCUUCUCAUGCAUCAAAUCGUUUGAGCAUCCAACACAGAUCCACCUCCUCAUCAGUCUCUGAGGCAAGGCCUAGCCAAAACACAUCCACUGCAUUUUCUUAUGCAUCAAUCUCUGAGGUGAGUUUGGAUAAUGAUGAUGCUGAGAUUGUUAUUGAGGGAAUUCCCGUUGGCAUUAACCUGGGUAUUCUAGCUGAAAGGAGCAAAAUUUUCCAUGACCUCUUCAAGCUAAAAGAGUUACCUGGGAAAAAAAAGUACCUGUUGAAUGAUCUAAUACCUUUUGGAAAGAUUGGAUAUGAAGCAUUCUUGGUUUUCUUGAGCUACUUGUAUACUGAAAAACUCAAUCCACCUCCAUUGGAGAUUUCUACUUGUGUUGAUAGUGAAUGUGCUCAUGAUGCCUGUGGACCUGCAAUUGAUUUUGCAGUUGAUUUGCUGUAUGCCUCUGCCAUAUUCAAGGUACCAAAGCUGGUUGCACUUUUCCAGAGACGCCUUUCUAGCUUUGCUUAUAGGGCUUAUGUAGAGGACGUAAUCCCAAUACUUGUGGCUGCCUUUCAUUGCGACUCAGAUGAACUUGAAAAUCAAUGUAUACAGAGAAUAGCAAGUUCAAAUCUUGAUAACAUCUCAAUACAGAAGAUGCUUCCCGGUGAUCUUCCAAAAAUAAUCGAAUUCUAUCGUAAAGAGCCUAUGUCUGAUGCUCAACAGAUCUCUGUGGCAAUGGACUCCUUGCAUGAAAAGAUUAUUAGGAGAAUACACAAGGCAUUGGACUUUGAUGAUGUUGAGUUGGUACAUCUUCUCCUCCUUGAAGACCUUGAUUUAACAAUAGAUGAUACCAAGGCUCUUCAUUAUGCUGUUGCAUAUUGUGACCGCAAAUUGGUGUGUGAGGUGCUUAACUGUUUUUCCUUUGAUAUCAACCUUAGAAAUUCGCAAGGUUUCACAGCUCUUCAUAUUGCAGCCAUGCGAAAAGAACCAUCAAUUAUUAUGUAUCUCCUAGGAAAAGGAGCUUGUGUUUCAGACUUAACAUUGGAUGGGAGAAGUGCUAUUACCAUCUGCAAAAGAUUGACCAGGCAAAAAAAUUAUCAAUCUAAAAUCGAGCAGUGUCAGGAAACGACUUAUAAAGACCGACUAUGCAUAGACAUCCUGGAGAGAGCAAUGCAGGGAAACGUCUUAAGCUAGGAGAAAUUAAUAACGCGCAAGUAUCUUGCAUGGAAGGACAAAUCAAUGGAAAUAGGACAUUUUUAUGUAAGAGGGUUCAAUGAAACCUUAUUUUAUUUAUGUGUCAAAUUUUUUUUUUUCCUUUAAACUAAUUAAUUAUCUUUCUUGCUUGUGUGUUAUUCUAUAAUUGGCUUGUGAUUC
Manihot esculenta (cassava) is the source of this 1746-nucleotide messenger RNA. Its product is annotated as BTB/POZ domain and ankyrin repeat-containing protein NPR1. Lineage: Eukaryota; Viridiplantae; Streptophyta; Magnoliopsida; Malpighiales; Euphorbiaceae. Gene Ontology annotation, biological process: regulation of salicylic acid mediated signaling pathway; defense response to fungus; systemic acquired resistance, salicylic acid mediated signaling pathway. The coding region runs from base 232 to 1566 and encodes 444 amino acids. The record is from RefSeq and is a predicted model, not a curated record. The transcript is spliced from 2 exons. Gene Ontology annotation, molecular function: protein binding. Gene Ontology annotation, cellular component: nucleus.